AUGAAAGUGUCGAGUAACGAGAAAAGGCGGGAGGUCCAAGAUCUCACAAAGUUCCAUGGAAAGACAUGUGCCCUAAAAAGAAUUACGUUCGACAUUCAUCGGAAUGACUGCUUCGGAUUGGUUGGUCCUAGCGGAGCUGGCAAGACAACAGCAUUCAACAUUAUCGUCGGGCUAACAUACCCUAGCAGUGGUAAAGUGCUGCUCAACAAUCGUACUGUGAGAGGUGUUUCCAAGGUUGGAUUCUGUCCCCAGUUCGACUCGCUUGCUAAUACUCUUUCCUCCUAUCAGAACAUGAUAAUUAUAGCAGGGAUGACAGGUUAUAGAAGUCCUAGAAAAAUGGUGAUGGAAGUGUUAAGACAAAUGCGUAUGACCAGUCACUGUCGAAAAAGCGUUCAGCAGGCUGAGAAACGUCGAAUAAGCACGGGUGUGGCAAUAUUGAAUAACGCAGAACUUAUCUUACUUGAUGAACCCACAGCUGGUAUUGAUCCAAAGGUCUGA
Cooperia oncophora is the source of this 498-nucleotide messenger RNA. The record is from the annotation of a GenBank genome assembly. NCBI's taxonomy places the organism in Eukaryota, Metazoa, Nematoda, Chromadorea, Rhabditida, Trichostrongylidae.